CCACCUCUCACGGGAUCUUUACGAGAGUUAAACUGGUGGCUCGUGAUUUAUAUUUCGACGUCACGUCGCCCAUACCCCCAGGCCUGUCUUCCAAGCUGAUCGCUCUGAAGAGUCGUCACUUACUCCCCGACUCGGAAUAAAGUCGGACUGUCCCCAAAACCAGGGACACCUGUCGGAUAUUCUUUGUGGAACAGACUAGCAAGAUGGGUGUGUGGCAAGGUUUCUUGACGCUCCUUGUCCCCCUAGUUUUCGGGGCUUUACCCCCCUCCUCCCCUGCACUUCCAGGCCUGGGUCCUCUGCCAAACGCCCCUCCCCCACUGAUCCCCAUCGACCACCAGCGAUGCGUGGCCUUGAAGAAGGAGACGAACCUCGUGAAGGUACCCGUGCCCUAUUUCUGCCACCCCCAGGACAUGACAGGAAUCCCCGUGCCGAGCGUCAUCAACCCCAAGAUCACUCUGAUGGUCAUGAGGCUUCAGUGGAGCGGCUACAGGAUGUGCACCCGUCAGAUGUCGCUGCCCACCCACAGAUACGUCCCCGUGCCCGUGUGUUGUCCAGGGUGGAGGAAAAGUCCCUCUGGAAAGUGCGACACACCGACCCGCGUGCCUCCCCCAUCUCAGAGGGGUCCAUGCCUCAAUGGAGGAUUCCCAAGGAAGGGUAAACAUUGCUGCAUCUGCCCCACUGGCUUCUCGGGGGCCUUCUGCCAAAACAGAUCCCCUGCCGCACCACGGAGCACGCUGGCAUCGAUAAGCCGGGGACCAAUUGUCAGACCCCCGAUGAUGAGGCUCCCAGGUGCUGCCCUACCCCUGAACCGACCUGAUACCCACCUUGGUCGUCUCAUCAGGAAGCUGGCCCGACUCUCGCCAUCGGGAAGAGGUCCUCUGCCGAUCAAUCCAACUCUAGUCAGACUGUUGAUGGCUCGAAAACAGGGCAGGAGACAGAGCAUUGAUACCCCAACACCCAUGAACAAUCCUAAGGGGCUGUCUCCUAGGCCUACUGUAAACACCGCUUACAUCAACCAGGUCCCCCGGGCACCAGCGUCACCCCCCAAGCCAGUAGUCAAUACAGCCUAUAUCAACAAAGUUCCCCAGAACCCUAACCCAGCUGCCCGACCUACUGUCAACACUGCCUAUAUAAACCAGCUCCCUAAAAGAGGUAAUGUACCGAACAUAACACCAAAUGUUGCGUAUAUAAACCAGCUCCCUAAAAGAAAUAAUGUGCCCAAACUAACACCAAAUGUUGCGUACAUUAACCAGCUCCCUAAAAGAGGUAAUGUGCCCAAAAUUACACCAAAUGUUGCGUAUAUAAACCAGCUUCCCCAGCGACAAAGGCCAGUAGUGAAGCCACCUCUUAACAUUGCAUACAUCAACCAGCUCGUCCCUCCAAGACCGACCAGAAUCACGGUCAACACCGCCUACAUCAACCGUCUCCCGAGGCCCGACGGCAGAAACGUCACACCUACCACAAACACGGCGGCCAUCAACCAACUGCCCAAGGUGUACAGACUUCCGGUUCAAGCUCCCGCACAAACGGCAUACAUCAACCGCGUCCCAUCAAUCCCACUGAUGAGGGGGGGGCCACUCGUCAACACUGCCGCCAUCAACAGGAUCCCACCCAACACCCCUCGUCCAGUGAUCGCUCCACCCGUUGUCAUGCCAACCAGACUUGGAAUUCGACCAAUGGUGAACCCAGCUGCGGUCAACCAACUUCCUCCACGAACCCAGGAGCCGGACAUCGAAGAGCCAACGGUCAGUCCUAUGAUGCCAAAGUCCAACCCUGUAGGAGCUGCCCCGGCCAGAGUUGGAACCCCAGAGGGGUCAUCUCACAACCAGCCUUCUAUGGGUGACCAGCCUUCUAUGGGUGAUCAGCCUUCUAUGGAUGCUGCCCAGAAGUGUAAGCAGAUCAUCGAGGUGGGCGUGACCCGUUGUUUCCGCGAAGCUGGCGUCCUGGCCGCCCCUGCUGACGUCUUCAACCCCCAGAACCCGGAAGUUGCCCGUGUAAUAUGCAGUCAAGGACGACGUCUAAGACCGUGCAUCAUGGCAGGGGAGACGGCGUGUGGGCGUGGCAUGAGAGUCAUCAUCACACGUAGGAUGCUGUCGUCGCUGCUCAACGCCAUGGGCAACCUCUGUGCUUUACAAGUGUCAAGACCUCCAACCAGACAGAGUCUCCCGAACCAGCCCCAGCAGCCCCGGAUCCCCUCUGUCCUCCCUCCCCAACUGAUGCCUCAGAUCCCCACGGAGCCCCAGACCAUUGAUGACAUACCCCAGUUACCCCAGGUACCCGGGCUUGUGGAGGGGGAGGAGCCCAUCAGGCGCUCCUGCAUGAACGGCGGCUACGUGGUCGUCCAGGGAGGUGUGGAGGUCUGCGAGUGCCCAGAUGGAUUUGGCGGAGAUCACUGUGAAAUUCCUAUCUGUAUUGCCGGCUGUGAGAACAAUGGCGUGUGUGAGAACGUGGACGGAGCCGCCAUGUGCGUCUGCUCCAACGGCUACACCGGCGACAUGUGCGAGAUUGUUCCACUUGUGGCGGUCACUGAAGUUGAGCAGCCAAAGCCAGUGGACCCGGCCACCACCUCGCUCGAGACCAGCCCCAACCCUGUACCAGAGAUGAAGAAGACCGACUUCACUCUGGAGGACCACGAUCACAGCGCAUCCAAGGCCCACCCCACACUGGAUGUUGAACACACGAAAGUGGAGAUUUUCGGCUACCCCCUAUGGUUCAUUCUCGCCAUUGCUCUCGGGAUCUUUGUCCUUCUGUUCGUGCUCAGUCUCACAUGCUGUCUGUGUCUCAAAUGUCGCCGCUCAAAGCAGUCGUUUGAGUUGAGCAGAGAAGCUGUCAAAAUCCCUCUGCCGGACAAUAUUUACACUGUAGGAAUUGUACCACCUGUCUAUGAGGCAAAGGGUAUUCCCCCUCUUUCGUAUGAAGAGGCGAAAGGGGAGACAAUCAAGGGGGACACCAAUAAGGUCAAUGAACCAGAAGAGGUCAAGGAAGAAGAAAACUAACAAUUGAAGUCAACGGGUUCUCUUCAAGCAAGUACUCUCAUACUAUACCAAAAACUUUCACGUGAAACACACGGGCUAUGAUAUACACCCACAAGAACUAUAAGGCGAGAUGAUAUGUUCCUGAAGACUGACGGGGUUGAGGAGGGCCCCUCCAGUGCAGCGUGCACGGGGCAGCUCCUCCGUAGAGUCUCAGUCUGAUGCCAAUAAGAUACUGCAGCUGUAAAUAUACGCGUGCUUGAGUUACACCAUGUUAUCAGUUCUCAUGAAAGGUUAUAUCACACAUGGAAAUAAAAACAAGUUACAGUUUUA
Messenger RNA from Haliotis rufescens (red abalone), 3305 nucleotides. RefSeq names its product proline-rich protein 36-like. Gene Ontology annotation, biological process: anatomical structure development. The record is from RefSeq and is a predicted model, not a curated record. Gene Ontology annotation, cellular component: cell surface; extracellular region. The coding region runs from base 204 to 2996 and encodes 930 amino acids. NCBI's taxonomy places the organism in Eukaryota, Metazoa, Mollusca, Gastropoda, Lepetellida, Haliotidae. The transcript is spliced from 12 exons. Gene Ontology annotation, molecular function: signaling receptor binding.